AUGGAGGGAGACCGCCCAGGUGGAGCAGAUGGGGCCGGACGUCGAAGAGCGCGACUGCUCGUUACGGUUGGCAGCAUAGUCGCUGCAGCUGUUGUCGCCGGAAGCCUGACUUCGCAGGCGAAUGCGCAGGCGAUCGGUUGGCAGGCAGAUGUCGAGGAGCCUGGACAUUCAUCCAGAAGAACAUCGUACUGGGGCUUUCAAAGUGGACGGCGAGGUCCAUCUGCAGAUGCAGGCCCAGACGAAAUCCUGCAAGAGAAUGCGUUAAAAACUUUCGACAAGGAGCUGCCACAUUGGUUACACCGGAUCGCCGCGAAAGUUUCAGAGCCUUUGACAGCCAGACUGUCUGCUCUUCCAGCAGUUGGCGCUGCGAGCCGUGUGAGCACACUUCGCCGAGAGUUUCAGCGUGUGGGCGGACAGGUGACUUUCGUUGAUGACCACGACCCGAAGAAAGCAUAUCGAAAGUGGCAGGAGUUGCACCACGAGGUUUGCCACGUCUUGGGCUUUGAACUGCCAGAGCGCUCCUCAACUCGUUUCAGCGCAUGGGAAGAAGCCUCCCUGGAUUUGCCACUGUGCCCCGAGCUUUGGGUGGACGAGGCAUGGCCGCCAUGCAAGCUUGCGCCGACCUUUCGAGGACGUGUCGUGCCAGUUUGGUCGGCGGCUGGAAAUGCCAGGAACGGGGAGAGAUCGCUGAUGAUCCUUCAGGGGAGGAUCGUGCGAAGCUUCCCAGCGCGACAGAUCAAAGCGUUGAUCGGCCACGAACUGGGCCGGAUGGCGUUCGCCCUUCUGACAGGGCCAGGACUCAAGGCGUGGGCUGGACGGCUCUCCAAGGUCGUGGUGGGCCAGAAGCUCCUUCAAGGGGUACAAUCCAUGAGUGGGCAUCCAGGCCGUGGGCUCUUCGACUUGAUAGGAGGCUCCCGACGCUCCUUCUUCGGCUUCGACCCCUUUGGCCGACAGUCGCGAAGCUACUCGUUUGGCACCAUCAAUCUGAGCCUCUUCGGUGGCCGCUCAGAUGGAGGCCAUGCCCAGGAGGGAGCAGGCGUCCUCCAGGGACCACAGCUCUCAAGCGGCAUCGUACGUCCCAUCAUGGAGAUGCUGGCUGUUGAUAUGGUCGUGAAGCAUGCAGCUCCCCGGGUCCUUCGUCCGAUCAUUUGGCUUGGGGUGCUGGCCCGUGGGGGGCCGGAGUCAAUGAUGGACUCCAUUCGGCAAGGCAUGAACGGGCUUGCUCUUCCAGGCUUGCAGCUGUCGGGCCACCGCCGGCCUGCAUUUUGGGCUCCGAUGGUCUCCCUGAUGGCGCCUUUCAUGCAUAUCCUGGUGCAACUCGGGGCUCUGCGCAGCGCCAGCGCAGUCAUUGCCAGCUGUGGGCGUUCUUCUGUCAUCACCGCAGACCGAGCCGCCGCUCUAUCAGCCGGAGAUGCAGAGGACGCUGCUGCUGCCAUACUGCGGGUAUAUGGGCAAAUGCCGAUGGAGUCCGCAAGAGGAGAUGAGCUGGAGGCUUUGCUGGACGAGGCCGCUGACAGCGCCCGGCGUCAGAAAUGGACCUUGCGGCGAGAGGCACUACUACAACGCUGGUCCCUGCCGGCCCCAGAGGAGCGGGUGCGGGAGCUGCUGCGAUGGAGUGAAAGCAGUACCGGGCAAAGGCUGCUAGCACUCGCCGAACUGCGACGGGCAUCAUACACCUCGUCGCUUGGAUGGUGGCACUGGUGUUGGUCGCAAAGCUCUGAGUCCUCGUGGAUGUCGGCCUUCGCCUGGCAACAGCUAGCAGCUCGAGUGUUGGUGGUUGUCCUCGUGGCUUUGCCCUUCUUUUCACGGGUGGACUUGGUCCGAUGGGCAUCGAUGUGUACGCUUGGUGCCAUGGCCCCGGGCCAUGGCAGUUGGUUCAAAGAGUAUCGGAACUAUAGCUGCUGGCGAAGUCUGGAUGAUCUGCGGAGCCUUGCCAGCAGAACUGAGAGGGACCACGCUCUGAAGCGUUCGCAGCAAGAAGGAGCAGAUCUGAGAGCGAAAGGUGCCAUCAUUGUCACCUAUGACGCCAUCCAUGGCAUCGUCCCUGCAAGGAGCAUGACCACAGGUCCUGACAGACAUGGCGUGGUCGUCUGCAAAGCCGCGGAUGAGAGAGCAAGCAGCCGCUGCGGUGCCCUGGAAGGUCUUGGUUGA
This is a messenger RNA of Symbiodinium sp. CCMP2456, 2151 nucleotides long. The record is from the annotation of a GenBank genome assembly. NCBI's taxonomy places the organism in Eukaryota, Dinophyceae, Suessiales, Symbiodiniaceae.